This is a messenger RNA of Parasteatoda tepidariorum (common house spider), 396 nucleotides long. The record is from RefSeq and is a predicted model, not a curated record. Lineage: Eukaryota; Metazoa; Arthropoda; Arachnida; Araneae; Theridiidae.
GGUGAUUCUGCAUAUGGUAGUGAAAAUAGUCUUCGGAGACAUGGCUCGGCUGUAUCUGUUGGAUCCACGAGUCUUUCCAAUGCUAGUAUAUCUUCUUUCAAAAAAGCUCGUGGUUUAAGAGUAAAACUUGCUGAGAUGGAAACAUUCAAGGAUAUAUUGUGUCGUCAAGUGGAUACCUUACAAAGUUAUUUUGAUGUCUGUGCAGAAAUGUUGACUUCUGAUGAAAAUCAUAAAGAUAAUGAUGUUCAUAUGGAUGAUAUUGAUGAUGAUUAUGAUGAAAAUAUUGCCCUAGGAAGUGAUCAAAAGAAUAGUGAUUCACCUACACAUCGUUUUAAAGGUAAAAAUAAUUUGUUCCAUUUGAUUUGGAAAAUUUUAUUAUAAUUUAAAAAUUCAAUU